UCGUUCUGCUACAUCGUAGGUGAUUUGUAUUGGUCAGCACAGCUGAUGACCAGACGGUGGAAUAGUGAAUGUAUAAUAAUAAAUAAAACGUCACACUUAUAUGGCGUGUUCAAACGCAUCCUAUAGUUGUAUUGACAUCAUCGUUCGGAAAUAAACUUUAGCAAUCGAGCGGAUAAAUACAGUAAAAAGAAAAAGUCAAAAUUUCGUCUUGCACAUCGUCGACGUUGCCUCAUUUAGUUUCUAUAAGAGCAGUAAGUCAGUUUAAAACCUAUUACUAAAUGCAUAAAAUAAAAGGCUCGUCAGAGAUGGAAGUUCCACCUUUGAGAAGUCUUGACGAAUUCCUCCUCGAUUCGGCGAGAUUUCAAUUGCCAAACUGGCGUGAUCUUGAAAAAUGGAAUAAUCGAGUUGUUAACAACAUGCUCUAUUAUCAGACAAAUUAUUUCGUGACUGCUGUCAUAAUUUUUGCAUUUGUUGGAUUUUUACAACCUGUCAAAAUGCUCAUUGGUACAAUAGCGGUAGGUUUAAUUAUAUUAGCCUUUGCUUAUGUAUCAAAAGAAGGCAGAGCAAUCCAUAACUUGAAAAAAAAGUACCCUGCACUUGGAGUUAUUUCCAUGCUUGGAGGGGCUGGAUUCCUGACGUAUACUUUUGGAUCGCUUCUAGUGUUUCUUUUUGGUGUCUUGAUGCCAAUAUCAGUAAUAUUUGUCCACGCCUCGCUGAGACUAAGGAACAUAAAAAAUAAACUAGCAAAUAAAGUUGAAGGAAUUGGACUUAAACGCACUCCCAUGGGCGAACUUAUGGAGCAACUUGACUUAUUUUUUGGUAAACUGGCUGUGCAAACCGAAAAUUUAUUGAAAAAGCAAGAUUGAAUACAUCUAAAAAAUUAGACGCGAUUUCUAUAAGGAUUCAAAACAAAAAGACGUAAUGGAGCUAUCAACCAUAGCGACACAGGUAUCAAGGACUGCUCAAUACUUUUGAAAUUAUUCAAUCAUUCUCUGUUUAUAUUACUCUAUUUCAUAAAUAUAAGUUAUAAUUUUUCGACA
This is a messenger RNA of Trichogramma pretiosum, 1040 nucleotides long. RefSeq names its product PRA1 family protein 3 (gene Jwa). Bases 279 to 866 code for a protein of 195 amino acids. The record is from RefSeq and is a predicted model, not a curated record. NCBI's taxonomy places the organism in Eukaryota, Metazoa, Arthropoda, Insecta, Hymenoptera, Trichogrammatidae. The transcript has 4 exons. Gene Ontology annotation, cellular component: membrane.